Messenger RNA from Suillus fuscotomentosus, 339 nucleotides. RefSeq lists its product as uncharacterized. The record is from RefSeq and is a predicted model, not a curated record. Gene Ontology annotation, cellular component: membrane. Bases 1 to 339 code for a protein of 112 amino acids. Lineage: Eukaryota; Fungi; Basidiomycota; Agaricomycetes; Boletales; Suillaceae. The transcript is spliced from 4 exons.
AUGGGCAUUACCAGGUUCAGUACUCGAGCUGCCACGUACGAAGUUAUCAUCAAUACUCUCAAGGGGCUUCCCCGUACGACAAUAGAUGCUGCCUGGGGUCUCACAGGCCUUUUUUCGCUCUACGCAAUUCACAUCAAUUGUAACCAAUUAUCCAAACGGUACCCCAGACGAGGAUUUCAAAAUGUGGGUGUCCCUGUCAUCGAUAGCGAGUUCGUCAAAGCCCUCGGGCCACAGAUCCCUGUCGCCACCAUAAUUCUCCUUGAGCACAUCGCCAUUGCCAGAUCAUUUGGACGGGUCAAUGGAUACAAGAUCAAUCCCAACCAAGAGCUCAUCGCAUAG